Schistocerca americana (American grasshopper) is the source of this 2504-nucleotide messenger RNA. RefSeq names its product putative OPA3-like protein CG13603. Lineage: Eukaryota; Metazoa; Arthropoda; Insecta; Orthoptera; Acrididae. Bases 76 to 759 code for a protein of 227 amino acids. Gene Ontology annotation, cellular component: mitochondrion. The record is from RefSeq and is a predicted model, not a curated record. Gene Ontology annotation, biological process: regulation of lipid metabolic process. The transcript is spliced from 3 exons.
CAUAUCUUCCAAAAGUUUCAGUUGGGUUGGCGAGCCUGGCGGCUAGUAUGCCGAACUGAACUUGCACGCGUAGAAAUGGUAGUCGGUGCUUUUCCAAUAGCCAAACUCGGCUCUUUACUGUUGCGACAAAUAAGUAAACCAAUAGCAAAUGCUGUCAAAGAGCGCGCGAAGGCUAGCCCUUUUUUUCGCACUUACAUAUGUAUGCCACCAGCACAGUUCUACAAUUGGUGCGAGGUGAAAGCAAAGAUGUGGAUAAUGAACCUGGGUAAACCUGUGAACAUUCCAAGCCUGAAUGAAGCAAUGGCCAUAGAGCUAGGUGCCAACCUGGUGGGAGAAGGAAUUAUAUUUGGAGUUGCUGCUGGAGUACUGUACAUAGAGUAUAAUAGACAGACGAGGAAGGAAACUGCAAAGGAACAGGCUCGUAAAGAGGAGCUUGAUACACUUCACUAUACAAUACAGGAACUCUACUUUACUACUGAGCGUCAGGAUGCACAGAUACGUGAACUGACACGCAUGAUUGUGGACUUGGAAUGUGAAGUAAGCCACAAAUCUUGGCUUGGACGGAUUAAGCAUCCAAAGCAUGCGCAUCACCCUGCUCCGGAUACUGAGAUACAUAUAGUACCUGACCGACAUCAUCAUAGUAAUGAGACCAACCAUGCAAGUUCAGGAAAAAUGGCAGAGAAAGACAAUGAAAGUGAAACCAGUUUUGUUAUGCGUGCACUUGAAAUGCUUCGUGCUGAUAUGGAAGGUCGUCGAUAGUGUAUAAAUCUUUUAUGUUAAACAUGCCAUGAAUGGCAGAUGUAGCAAAUAUGUAAAAAGAGAAGACUGUCUUUUGACAACUGUUGCAUCAUUCAUAUGAAAUUAUUUAAGAAGUAAAUGGGAUGCUGCUGUAUUUGGCCAGUUGUUCCAUAAAUAACAAUUUUCUGUAUAGUGAGAAUUAAGAGAAGCAAUGUUGUGUUUGCUGCACAUUCACAGUGCAAUACGUUGUAGUAAUCUGCCGUACGGUGCCUUCUUUAAGUUGACAUUUUAUGUAAUAGGCAAACAAGUGUGGGAAUAAGUCUUCUUAGACAUUUACACUAAAACAUAAACAAGCUUCAAUUAAUAUUUGAUGUCCCACAUACCUGAUUUAUUCAUUCUUUUGGGGGUACUGUAAAUAUUGCACUCAUAGCUGGCAGUGAGGGAUCAAAUUAGUUUUGCAUGUUUAUAUUGAUUAGGAGGGAGUUUUGAUCUAAAUUGGUGUGUGGCUUGUUACCUAUGUGAUAAGGAAGGUCCGGUGGGAAUGGAUACCAUAUGUAGUUCUUGUGCAGUGAGAGAGGAAAAAAAAAUUAAAAAUCAAUGUGGUUAAAAGACUGUUAUGCACCAAUAGAGACCAGAACUCUCCUCCGUCUGCUGCAAAAUGCCAGAUCACACACCAGAGUCCAGAUUUGCAAUUCCAUCACACACAAAACAUGAAAAUGCAUUCUGGAUAAAUUUACCUAUGUAAUUUGUAGAGGUUGAAAAGGAAGUAGUGUCAGGAUCCGUUAAGUGUCCGAGCCAAUAAUGAAGCCUGCAACAUUGUUUGUGAAAUAAAAUCCCCAUAAACGUCAUCUACUGAUAUGAGCAAAACCUGUCUUUAGUGUUUUUGGGUGGUAUGUGGCUGCAAGGACAGAGAGAAACAGUUCCAAUUUAUGGAGAUAUAGCUUGGUCCAAAAGGAGAGCAGCUGGUAUCUGCUAGUCCCAGAAGAGCAGGGCUGACACUGACAGAGUGCCAGGUAAUUCCUUUUUUAUAUUGAGUUAUUUAAGAUCUGUUACUGUUGUAUGAUGUCUAAAGUAAUUUUGUUCACUACACAAAAAUACUGAUCAGAAAGAAGCACACAAGUGGGCAUACAUUACUGUCAUUUAUUUUUUUCGAAUUUUUCUAGCAGUUUGGAUAAAUAUUGUGAACUAUGUAUCUUUUGCACUGUAAUGUUGAAAGUGCUGUUCUGUUUUAUUUUAGUUCAUCUAUGUUCUCAUUUUCCAUUUCUUGUUUCUUUUGAUAUUAAAAUUUAAGGAAGUGGAAAAAAAUGGCAGUUUGUGCUAAGUGUUGUGAAGUUACAGCUUUUCCUUCUCCAACAUUUGUCGUUAGAUCAAUUAUAGGACCUGGAGUUAGUGACAUAGUUUAUUAUAUUGUUGACUUUGUCAUGCAAUGAAAUUCAGUUAAUUCUACGAUUUACAUGUAUGAAAAAGAAACUUCCAUUUUAUUCUUCAAAUGGCAAAAUUCUCAUUUGUUUGAAGCACUUUACUAAAUAAAUGUUAUUGAUAGAUUGGGUAACAAACUGUUCGUAUGAUCAGUAUGCAUUAAAAAUUAAAGCAAUCAGUAUUGUAAUUUUUAUGUUUGUAAUGAAUACAUUUCUCAAUGGAUUUCCCUAUGUUAACAGAUGAAAUCAAACAAAAAAAAAGUGAACAAUCUUGAAAUCAGUGAACUUUUUAUUUUUACAAUUUAUUUAAUUCAUGCUAUGAUAAGUUGAUUGGUUUCAUAUGUAGCA